GGUAAUUUAUAUGGUGCGAGAGAAAUUUAGAUAUAUUGUGUUUACCACACAUUACAAUACUGCAAUUACACCAGCGAUUAUUCACAAGGGAAUACACAAUUCAGCCAAUUCAAUUCUGAGUGACUGGGAAUAUGCAAUGACUAUGCCAAAACUAAAAAUUGCUGAGUAUUAUCCCCAUUUGGGUAUAGGCAUAAUCAAAGUAUUUUUAAGUGGGGUAGAGUCUAUUCAAAAAAUAUUUAGGCAAAUGAUUGAAGUAAAUGAUUUAAUAAUACGGUGUGAGAUUAUAAGGACAACAGGAAUAAUAAGAAAGGCAAAGAAAUGGAUAUUAAAAAAUAAAGCAAUAAGAAAUUAGAGCAUAGUGAGUGAAUAUUUACAAAAACUAUUUGUUAGAAUAA
This is a messenger RNA of Nematocida parisii ERTm1, 395 nucleotides long. RefSeq lists its product as uncharacterized. The record is from RefSeq and is a predicted model, not a curated record. NCBI's taxonomy places the organism in Eukaryota, Fungi, Microsporidia. Gene Ontology annotation, cellular component: ribonuclease P complex. The transcript has a single exon. Gene Ontology annotation, biological process: tRNA 5'-leader removal. Bases 11 to 352 code for a protein of 113 amino acids.